Molecule: messenger RNA, 1977 nt
Organism: Andrographis paniculata
Lineage: Eukaryota; Viridiplantae; Streptophyta; Magnoliopsida; Lamiales; Acanthaceae
Product: serine/threonine-protein phosphatase PP1 isozyme 2
Exons: 5
Coding region: 434-1363 (309 amino acids)
Cellular component (GO): nucleus; cytoplasm
Molecular function (GO): protein serine/threonine phosphatase activity
Source: RefSeq, a predicted model, not a curated record
GGGGGUUAGAUGAAACCCUAGAAUUUAAAUUCAAAGUGCAGGCUGCAGAGCGAAAAUUUCCAAAUUUGAGGUUAAUCCAAUCUCCACAGGACAGCAGAGCAUAGCAGAGAAGAGAAGAGAAAGAGGUGGAGAAGGGUGGAGCCGAGGGGUCCAUUCCAGUCCAAAAAUCUCCAUCCAAACGAGCAUCGCCAGCCACACGAGGGUAGCGGAUUUAUCGACGAUGCUUUUCAACGUUUACAGAUAAUAAUAAUAUGAGAAGCAGGUUGAGCGUUUGAGACCCUGAAGAGUUCGGUCUCUGCGUGCUUUUUUUCAUUAUUUUUGUUGGUUUGUCGAAUUCCUGUUUGCGCGAGAAGUUAGGGUUUGUUUAAUUGUUUUUUUGAGGGUUAGAGACGUGAGAAAUCGAAUCGGAGUGGAUUAAAGGGGGAUAGAAAUUAUGGCGUCGAAUGGGCAGGGUAUAGAGCCUGCCUUGUUGGAUGAUAUCAUCAAUCGGCUUCUGGAGUUUCGAAAUGCGCGGACUGUUCGUCAGGUGCAGCUAUCGGAGAAUGAGAUCCGCGCUCUCUGUGCGGCUUCCCGUGAAAUCUUCCUCUCCCAACCGAAUCUGCUCGAGCUCGAAGCCCCGAUUAAGAUCUGUGGUGACAUUCAUGGACAGUAUGGAGACCUUUUAAGGCUUUUUGAAUAUGGGGGAUUUCCUCCAAAUGCUAAUUAUUUAUUUCUAGGGGAUUAUGUCGACCGUGGCAAGCAGUGCUUGGAAACAAUAUGCCUUCUUCUUGCCUACAAGAUCAAAUAUCCUGAAAACUUCUUUCUCUUGAGAGGAAAUCAUGAAUGUGCUUCAAUAAAUAGGAUAUAUGGAUUCUAUGAUGAAUGCAAACGGAGAUUCAAUGUUCGAAUAUGGAAAGUGUUUACUGACUGUUUUAAUUGCUUACCUGUGGCUGCUCUCAUAGAUGAUAAAAUACUCUGCAUGCAUGGUGGUCUCUCUCCAGACCUCACAGAUUUGGAUCAAAUACGAAAUUUGCCUCGCCCAACUGAUGUUCCUGAUGCUGGACUGCUUUGUGAUUUGCUUUGGUCUGACCCUAGUAGAGAAAUUAAAGGCUGGGGAAUGAACGAUAGGGGAGUUUCGUUUACAUUUGGUGCGGAUAAGGUGGCUGAAUUUUUAAUGCAACAUGAUAUGGAUCUUAUUUGCCGGGCUCAUCAGGUUGUAGAGGAUGGCUAUGAAUUUUUUGCUGAGAGGCAGCUAGUUACUAUAUUUUCUGCACCCAACUAUUGUGGGGAAUUUGACAAUGCUGGAGCUAUGAUGAGCGUUGAUGAGAGCUUGAUGUGCUCAUUUCAGAUCUUGAAACCAACUGAUCGGAAGCGUUUCUUGUGAAGCAAUGCUCCGAAAUCUCAAGUCUCAGCGAUCUGUUACCACACAGGAUGUGGCAUUGGUGAGUGGGGCAGAAGAUAAUAUACUAUACACAUCUUCUGUACGACUUAGAGAUGUUAAACUGUGUUGUUCUGGAAUUGUUUAAGCAGACUUGUUGCUUAGUGCCAGCAUCAGGUUUAAAAUACUCCCUCUCUCUCUCUCCCCCUCCAAGAACACUAAUUUGGACUCUCGGCAUUUAAGUUCCAAAUAAUUUUUUUCUUUUUUUGCUUGUUUUUUUUUUUUUUUUUUUUUUUUCCUUUGGAUUACUAUUGUCAACGCUACAUUCUGUGAAGCUGUUAACCAACUCUGUACAUACGUUUCUGUUUUUUUUUUUUUUUUUGGGUUUUGUUGUUUUGGUGUUGUGAUUGUAGAAUGCAUGCUUGUUUUAACUCAUCAUCAUCUAAGUCCAUGCUUCUUACAGUGAGAGUCUAAUGUAUGCUGCUGCUUCAAAUGAUUAACUUAAUAUAUAUAUAUAUAUAUGGUAGUAGAAGGUUGUGUUUGUGUUUGGGCUAUUAUUAUACUUACGUUUCAGCAAUGUCACAAUCUACUCGACCAUAUCCCUAAUUCCUAUUUAUUUA